GUCAAGAAAGUAAUGUACUAUUUGGCAAUCAACAAUCGUUAUCAACCAUUGGAAACAUUAGUAGAAAAGGUGGAUAGUGAUGGCGAUGAAAAGGAAAUGCUUACUUUGAAGAAAUACUCAAUUACCAGUAAACAUCUCGACGAUCAAACCUUCUCCAAACGCCAUCGCAAGGGAAUGGAAUUCAGAAAGAGACGAGAUCAUCGCAAAUCCCAAACUCAAGGUGUGCUUUCCGUCAAGCAAGUAGAAGAAAAGUUGGCUGGAUCAAUUGAUGUCCGUUUAUAUGAAGUUUACAAAAAAUCAUGACAAAUCACAAGUUGAUCAAGGAAAGUGCACCUAUUCUUCAGGAUUUUUACUGUGAUCAAAAAUGCAAUCAGCGGUGGAAACGAACAGCAGUGAUAUACAGCGAAAAGGGAACACAUGUAGUCAUCAAGCAUCACCAACGACAAGUAAAAGAAGAACCUGGACAAAAACUACAUUACUUUUAUGGAAAGGCGGGUCGUGGUAGAAACUCACGUAUCGGUGGAUUUUUAAGAAGAGGUCAUGGACCCUUAUUACAAGCUCUUGGUCAACAUUCUUCUAUCUUCCAUACAGAUGAAUUUAGAACGACAAAACUUUGCUGCCGUUGUCAUGAGCCUAUCUAUCAUCCGAAGAAAGCUAAUGGAAAAUUAAAUCUGGGAACUGUUAUUUGUCAAAACCCUGAUUGCAAAGGACGUCAAGCUGGAAUGAUUGCUGAAUCACGAGACACAAAUGCAAGUAUGAAUAUGAUCAUCACUGGAUUAUGGCAACAAGUUACUGGCAAACUUCCUCCAUCCUUCCGGCGGUCAAUCUCAUCAACAGAAAACGAUAACAACAAUAUUGAUAAGAUAUUCCAAACUUUGAUCUCUUCUCAUCCUGGACUGGUUGAAGACGGAUACAUCAUGCCUCUGUGCUGAAGGCAAAACUUAAAUUGUACCCUAAAAUUCAAGUUUUGCCUCCCUCCCCUUCUUAAUCAUGUAACCAUGAUCGAUUUAUUAUGCUCUUAAUAAAAACUAUUACAAGUAGCCUUUCAUUUUAUGAAAUAUGAACCCUAUAUACUAUUUUAUGACAUAUAAUGAUUGGAUGAUUGAUUUGAUUUAAUAGAAUCAAGGCUUUUAUCAAUACCUUAAUGAGGAAUAUUGGUAUCAAUCAAUACUAG
This is a messenger RNA of Halteromyces radiatus, 1174 nucleotides long. RefSeq lists its product as uncharacterized. The transcript has 3 exons. NCBI's taxonomy places the organism in Eukaryota, Fungi, Mucoromycota, Mucoromycetes, Mucorales, Cunninghamellaceae. The coding region runs from base 300 to 932 and encodes 210 amino acids. The record is from RefSeq and is a predicted model, not a curated record.